Messenger RNA from Amoebophrya sp. A120, 4159 nucleotides. The record is from the annotation of a GenBank genome assembly. NCBI's taxonomy places the organism in Eukaryota, Dinophyceae, Syndiniales, Amoebophryaceae.
AGCAUCCCAAAUCCAAACCUCACACGACGACAAGGAAAAUUCUUUUUCAAUAAUUUUUUUGCCUUAGGUUGAUGUAGUUUCUCUUUGCGCCGCGCUCGCAGUCGCAACGACGUAAGUUGCCGGUCCUUUCGGCAAGAGGCGGCGGUCAUCUCUCACAUCAAAGUUGCGAAAUCCCCCUCCGCACAUCAUAAACAUGAUCUCGCGCCGCCGUUUGAUCUUUUUUUUAAUCGGGCAGCUACCGCUGGAAGACUACUCCGUCGCGGCGUAUGUGGGGGGUGAGACAAACAAGAAGCGCAGUCUGCGCUUUCCUCAGCACAGGCCGCAUCUCCAGGACCUCAAGAUGCAAGAUGGGCAAAGAAACAACCAGCUCAGAAACCUGAGCGGUGGCACACGAAGUACCAAGAAAGGCGAAGAAGUGGCAUCGUUUGUGGCAAAGACCGCUAUUAAAAAGCAGAAGGACAAUUACGGGUUGACGGAACGCGGAACGUGGUGCGGAUUCCCGGAGUUCCAGGCCCUGUUGGCGCCGGCGAGCGACCCGGACAGCACGGACUUUGCCUGCCCCGCGUACGUGUCUGGGUUCGCCUUCAGCGGGGGUGGCAGCCGCGCCGCGGGGCUGGUGGGAGCGGUUCUCAAGGUGUACCACGACGAGGAACUGCGACUGCCGGAGUACGUGACCGGCGUGUCCGGGGGCACGUGGGGCUUCGCCACCGGCCUGUUUGUCCCGGGUCCGGAAAGCGCGGAAAUAUGCAUUGCAAAAGUAUCGUACUAGUAUAAAUCGCAAUACAAAUUUUUCCAGAAGAAAAAAUGGAAUUUGUAAUGCUGAUUUCGCUAAGAAACAAGAUCUGUCAUGCAUGAUUGCAAUUAGUACGAGUGCGAUACUUUUGCACAGGAUAGGAAAAGCUGGACGCCAACAAUCGCACGGGCGAGACGCAUAUCAACUGUAAAAAUGUCUGGGUCUGGAAGAAUCCAACUUGUCAUGCUGAUUUUGGAUUCUAAAAAAAUCUAUUCCGUGUUCCGCGUAAAUCUCUACAGGAGAGUGUACGCCGCGUCGAAGGGCCCCCUUCCGUACGGAGCGCCCCGAACCCGUUUUAGCGCACAUUUAUGAUGGCCUUACUGUUCAAAGGAGAGAGUUAGAUCACUUUGUAGAACCCAAACUGUUUAUGCUAGCAAAGGGCUAGUGCGCUGUGGACCCCCAGGAUCAGGUAGACGAGGUCCCAGACCGAAGUGGUAGGCGCUUAGGGUGAACUAUGUAUGUAGCGCUUAGGGCCCUUCCGUACGGCCAAUUUGUAUGUCCCGCAACGGGGUUCGCCUAAGUCGGUCACUUAUAUGCAAGGCGUUGGGUUACCCGGUCGGCAGAGCCGAUCCACAACGAACGAACGAUGAGCAGCAAAGAGUGUCCAAGUUUUGCUACACGGAAAGAGCAUUUGUCAUGCGGUAUAGGCAUCAGGAAGCCCUCACAAAAUCUGUGAUGCUAGGGCAUGCAUCACAGACAUCAGGAGUCAUGCAAAAUGUGCAUGACAAACCUGGCAAUCUUCCAGACCCAGACAUUUUUACAUUUGAUAACGCACUACUUUCCCGGGUUCGGCGACCAGAGCUACCCGGAGUACUUCAUCGGCAAAGAUUGGACGAACAGCGGCGACGCGAACUCGUUCGGCGGGUUGACGCUGAAGGGGCUGCAGGACAAGCACAAGCAGCGGAGUUGCCCGAGCUUUCUCACGGUAGGAUUCGCGCAGUACAUCGGCGACGAGGCUUUGUGCGGGAACGGCAUGGCGGAUUGCAUGUGCAGCGGGUGCGACAUGGCGAAGCUCGUGGACCAGCACCGGUGGAUUCAGGAGCGGAUCUUCUGCGGCGCCGAGCAGAGCCCGGCGCGGUGGAAAAGCUUGCCCUUUGAGUUCGUCCAGUACCGGGACCCGCUCACGCACCGGCCGAUGUUGCGCCGCAAGGGGCUUCCCUUUCCCAUCGUGGUGCAGACCGCCACCGAGAAGGGUCAGACGUUGAAGCCCGAGAGCGGCCCGACGGAGCAGACUGCCUUCCUGUUCGAAACCACCCCGUUCUACGAAGCAGCCAACAAGUACCAAUCAUCCCGCACCGCGGAAGCGGAGCGCGCCGGCCUGCCUCCGGCGGCGGAGGAGCUGUACGCGAUCGACCGGCUGCACUCGCCCCGGGCCCUGUCCGACGCGGUCACCGCCUCGAGCAACCUUCUGCGGGCGGGGAUCAGCGAAGCCUUCGGGUUCGAACACGCGUUCUUCCUGGAAAACGAGAGCAUGCGCAAGGUGGAUCUGUUGCUGAGUGACGGCGACGUGGCCGACGCACUGGGGGUCUACCCGCUGCUGCGUCGAGGCGUGCAAAGGGUGGUGGUCACCAUGAACACGAAGGGGGACAUCCGGUACUCGCGGUUCCUUCUCCUACGAAGGCUGAUGGAGAAUGUAUCCAGCUCGAGUGAAGAAGGUGGAGACGUGUUGCUAAAACGGGACCACCUGCUGCACUUGACGAGCAUGGAGCAAGACUGGCUGUUCGGGCGGUACGAACCAUUGAAGCAGGCCUUUCACAUGGACGUGCCCUGCUGGCACGCUUGCGGUCUCGACGCGGCGACGCUGCAGCUAUUCGGGCUGCGGACGCGGCCGGACGUGGUGCAAACCGAGCCCGCGUCCUGCUGCGGUGAGAAAACGCUGAGUGACGAGAAGGUGCGCGAGCUCAGGGACGCGGAGAACGCCGCACAGGACGCGGCUGUUGCCCGGCGCCAGGUGUUUGCGCCCGAGGCCUUUCUCGGUGUGGCGGAGGCGCUGGAGUCCGCGGUGGCGACUGGGUAUGGGGCGGUGGCGACCGUCAAGCUGCGCACGAUCGAGAACAAGUACCUGCAGAUCCCCGCGGGGCGCGAAGUGCUCAUGACCUUCAUCAGCCCCACCAACAGCCGGCACUGGGUGCGCGAGCGGUCGGAAACGGUGAAGAGCCUCCUGAACGCGGAGUUCUCCGCGGAUGUGGAGCGCGACUUUGCAACGGAGCAGGCGAAGAUCCAGAAUGUGGACGAUGUGAAGUACGCGGCGUUUUUCCGCGGUACGCCCACGGUCUAUCCGCCGGAGACCCUGCGCGAACAAGCGCUGGCCUCCGCUGUCGAGGAGCGGGGUACGGUGGCCGACAAGGCAGUGUACGAUUUUUUGUUCAACGGCGGAGAUUUUGGCGAAGAUGUCGCAACGCUCCAGAUUCCCGCGAAGAUGUUCGGCAGCUUCGCCCUGGAAAGCAGGGCGCGAAGCGAGCUCGCGUGGACCGGCAUGAUCGGCCGGCAAGUGGACACUCUCGAAUUUGGGGAGCUGUGGCUGACCUUGGCGGAAGCGUGUCACGGUGGGGGGUUUGGCGAGGGCAGCAUGCAAUUGCUAUCGAGCAACGGCCCCAACAAGUAUAACUCCCUCGAGCUCACGGGGCGAGGCACGUACUUCCCACACGUGGAUUCGGGGGGUGUCACCCCGUUGGAGUGCUCGUUUCUGGCUAUGGACGCGAACUACUUUACGCUUAAGAACUUCGUGACUCACUUGACAAUGGAUCUGCUCGACGCCCAAGCAGAGUUGGAGCGCAACGUGCAGAUACCCGCCACAGCUACCGAGGCAGAGCGGGCGAAAAGCUUUUCCUGGAGGGACUGCACCGACCCGAAGAGCGCGACUUGUCGCCGGGGGUUCUACACCAGCGCCUGCGACGUCACGACGGAAUCUUGCAUACCCAUGCGGGUCGCGGACGCGCUUAUAGAGAAGAUGCUCGGGACGCCGGAGUCGAGCGGAAGCUGAAAUGAUAGGCACAAGCAUUCUUGCACCCAGACUAUGACGCAGUACCCACAACUAAAUUUCUAGUUUCCAUUUCUUCAUCCCGUAUAAUUAUACCCAUGCCUAAACUUUUUCCCCAUAAAUAUGCCUAGACCUCAAAAACAAACGGUUUCUUUUUUGAAGGGACGGUGAUGGCUAAAAGUAAAAUCGUAAUCGAUUACAGUGGCGUGAAAGGUUUCAUCUUACUGCUUCAAGGUUUGUUGAUGUUCUUGGUUUGGUUCUUUCACUUCGACAAUUUUCAGAUCGUGCAUUUUAGUAUCAAGAUGCUCUCGAAGAUUCGGUGUUGUCGGCCUAGUAACAAACAUGAAUCUAUACACAGACAAGUUACGCUUACGACUCUACUCCAC